Messenger RNA from Ectocarpus sp. CCAP 1310/34, 996 nucleotides. The record is from the annotation of a GenBank genome assembly. NCBI's taxonomy places the organism in Eukaryota, Phaeophyceae, Ectocarpales, Ectocarpaceae.
AUGAUGACAGGCCGUGAUAGAGGCUGCCGAGGAGACCGCUGCGCCGGCUACAUCCUGCACUACCUCCUCCGCCUCGAGCCUUUCACGAAGCUAGCCCUCGCGCUUCAGGGGGGUCGGUUCGAUAAGGCCGACCGUCUCUUCCGAGACGUGCGGUCCAGUUGGGAGUCGGCCUCGAGAGAAAACUUGCAGGACGUCCGAGAGCUUACCCCAGAGUUCUUCAACCUCCCGGAGUUCUUGGUAAACUCGAACGGGUUCGACUUUGGGUUCACGCAGAAGGGCCAGGGGGUGCACGACGUCGUGCUCCCUCCGUGGGCGAAGGGCGACCCCGCCGAGUUCAUCAGGCUGCACCGCAAGGCGCUCGAGUCGCCGCACGUCAGCAAGAACCUGCACUCGUGGAUCGGGUUGAUCUUCGGUUGCAAGCAGCGUGGCCCGGAGGCCGUGGAAGCCCAAAACGUGUUCGUCCACCUGACCUACGAAGGAGAGGUCGACAUCGAUUCCAUACAGAUCGCCGGCGUCGGCGUCGGCGCGAUCAUGCUCCCCAAGUCCCCGGACAAGUACCUGCGCUUCGGCGGCCCCAGCCGCGGCGUCUCCUUCUUCCAGACCGCCGGAGGCGGCACCGCUUCCUCUUCCAAGGCCACGCCGGACCGGCUGCUGUCCUCGCACGAGUCGCUGCACCUCACGGCGGUCACGGCCUCGGCUUGCUCGGUGGACGGGAGCCUGCUGCUGACGGGGGCGCUGGACGGGACGUGCCGGCUGUGGAGCGUGGUCACGCUGCAUGGCCGGUCUUCGGGGCUGGGACAGGUGUCGAGGAUGCUGGAUCUGGCGGCCUCUCUGGGUCGGCACGCGGGCCCUGUCACAUGCGCCACCGUGGGCAUGGGCAGCGGGAGCGCGGUAACGGGAGGCGCCGAUGGGAAGGUGCUGGUCUGGGACAUCAGGAGAAAGGUGGGCAAUAUUCCGAAUGAACCGAUCGUGAAUGCUUGCGUGAAGUUCAUUUAG